AUGGCGGCUUUAGCUCCAGGAAUCCUUCAGAAACUGAUCGACGGUAUGAAAACCGGAGUUAAACCGACCGGAGAACACAGAAGCUCUCUAUUACAAGUCACCGAUAUAGUCCCCGUCGAUCUUGACGAGAAGAAUCUUUUGCCCAAACAAGGCUUCGUCAUAAAAGUCUCUGAUUCUUCUCACUCCAUUUACGUUAGCCUUCCUUCGGAUCAAGACGACGUCGUUCUAAGCAACAAGAUGCAGCUUGGUCAGUUUAUCUACGUCGAUCGGCUCGAACCAGGAACCCCCGUUCCGAUCGUUAAAGGCGCUAGGCCGAUUCCGGGAAGGCAUCCUCUGCUCGGAACUCCCGAGCCAUUGAUGAGCACAAGAAGAAAGACAGAGAAAGAGUCUGGUUCGAGGCCGAGAAGAGGAUCUUGGGGACAAAACUGUGAUAUUUCGUCUCCCUUUGUCUUAAAGCCUGCGCUUUUGGAUUUCGAUCAGUGUACGCCGGCGAAACAUAGGAUUGGUUCGGGGAGAUUCGGGGCGGUUGGGGCGUCUCCGGUGGUGAUGACAAGAGGGAGAUCACCAGGUGGUGGUGUUAGGUGUUCUUAUGGAGGAGGGCUUUUGGGGAAAAUGGUGGAUCUUAAAGGAGAGAGUCCUGCUGCUAUGAUGAGGAAGAGCUGUGUUGUUCCGCCGACUUCCAAGUUUCCGAGAAGCAGAAGUGUUUGCGAUAGAGAGACGAUGAAGAACUCUGUUUCUUCUGUUCUUUUUAGUCCCUUUAAAUCCUCUGCUAAGAAAAGCAAUUCACCGCCUCCGAUUUUACGCACAAGAAGCACAAUCGCAACAGCUGCUUUGGUGGAAGACGAAAGAGAUGCUCCAAACUCUACCUCGAAAAUGGCUUCUCCAAAGCACAAUCAGCUGGACAAACCAGAGAAGAGUUUGAGUCUACCAGGAAGACUCAGCACACUGAGCAAGGAAGCAAUCCAGCGGAGAGAAACGGCUCAGAAGAUAGCUCUUCAGGCAUUAAGAGAGGCUACAGCCACAGAAACAGUCGUUCGUCAUCUCAAGACAUUCGCCAAUCUAAGCAAAUCAGCAAAAGCCGAUUGCCCGGCUGCGUGCUUUGAAAAGUUCUUGGAGUUUCACAGCCAGAUAGCGGAAACCGUGAGCGAAAUCACAUCCAUUGAAGCAGCUGUUUCUUCAUCAGCUACUGAGGAUGGAUCAUCGUCUUUGAUACUUCACGAAAUCCAGCACAACUCUAUCGAUCAAGAGAAAACCGCAUCGAAGAGAAGAACUGCCCCGAAGCAGCAACAAAAUCAUAAGCAGCUGAGAUCAAACGAUGAGAACAAGAACCCAGCAGCUCCUACUUCCGGAUUAGGAAACACGGCGAGGUUGGCGAAAGAGAUAGAGAAAGAAGCCGCAAAUUGGUUCAUGGAGUUUAUAGAAAAGGCUCUGGAGAAAGGGAUGAAGAAAUGUAAAGGCACAGCUGAUGCAGAUGUAACGAAGGUUCCACAGUCUCUGAUUCUCAAACUUGUCAACUGGGUUGAAGCAGAACACUCUGUUGAUAACACGAGACGACCGGUCCAUCCGAAAGCAUCACAUAUCACUAGAAAGCUUAGGAUCAAAAUGAAGAAUCCUUGA
Molecule: messenger RNA, 1617 nt
Organism: Arabis nemorensis
Lineage: Eukaryota; Viridiplantae; Streptophyta; Magnoliopsida; Brassicales; Brassicaceae
Source: the annotation of a GenBank genome assembly